AUGAACCUUCAGCAGCAGUACCUGCGGCGAGUCUCCACCCUUCCAGACAUCGUGAACCGCAACAUCAAGGUACCGGUCUCCCACAGGCAGCUCUACACCGAGGACCCAAGAGUGCGGGCCGCGACCAUUCGAAUGUCUCACGGCAUGGAGCCGCCACAUUUUCGAAUGGCGCUGGAAGAGUCUGCAAGGAGCGGAGCGAGGUGGUCACAGAUGUUCCGUCCAGGUUUCAAUGACCUGGUCAACGAGACAUUCAAAGUUGGUGCGAACGCUUGCAUUUUUGCCAAGACGUUCCUCUCGAACAAGCAGGAACGAGAGCAGUUUCUGCGCAUGCACGUCAAGGACUCCAACGGUAUUCUUUGGUUUGAGCUUCAGCGAGAACUAGAGAGCAUCUACUACCAGAGGAUCGACUUCGUGGAUGUCCAGAUGUACCAUCCGUUUGCCUGGGGUUUUCCAGACUCCUCCAAGAUCGUGACACCUAACCCGGGUGAGCCGAUCGACCCUUUUCAUGGAUGGUGCACGAGACAGAGCAUGGACAGUGUGACAGAGAUGGAGGACGUCGACUUCCUCUACACGCUCCGUUUGCGCUGCUUUCCUGAGAGCACGUUCCAGGCGCUCUCACUCGGCAAGAUCCCGGCAUUCAUUCAACAGUAUAUUGACAUCCACAAGGACACCCUUUCCGAUGUGGAGGACGAGGAGGAGGAAGGGCCUGACAAGGCUGGCGAAGAGGCUGGGUCGAAGUCCGGGCUGUCCAAGGACGAGAUGCUCGAUUACGGGCUGCGGGAAGAGGAGGAGACCCAGGCCCACCCGGAAGACAUCAACCGCCAGCAGAAAGGCAACACCGGUCCGGAUGUGCUGGAUGCGCAGAUCAAGCAGUUCAAGCUGAAAGGCCUCAGCGCCAUGCGAGUCUUCCUGCGCACGCGUGGCAUUCCGGACAACAUGAAGCAGUGCCAGAUCACUCCGAAGAUGGUGAAGGAUAUGGCAGCACAGCUCGGUGUGCGUCCACACCCCGAUCUGUACUGGUAUUGCAUGUUUGCGCUUCGCUACUCUUUGGCUCCCGAAUGGGAGGUGAUUGUGAAGCAAGACACUCGCUUCUACGUCCACCUGCCCUCGGAUCGCAUGCAGAUCGUGCACCCGAUGAUUAGGCGGUUCCGUGAGCAUCUCGAGGACACCCGACAGAACGAGUUCCUCUGGGAGUAUCGUGGGUUUGUGCAGAUGAAAUGUAGCGAGUGUGGCAUUCCGGAUGCAAUCGUAUGGUGCCAGCAGUGUACAGACUACUUCUGCGCCACUUGCUUCCUUUCAUCGCACAAGACUGCGCGGGGGAAGAAGCACUGGCCGUCGCCGAUUCCGGGCUGCAGAUACCUGACAGCGUCCGAGGCCGCCCGAAUGCAUGAUCACCUGCCGCUCUUGAACGUUGGCUUCUCCAUGCGGCGCCGGUUCCUGGCACGAGACAACCAGUCGGACCGAAAUGGCUCCAAAAGUGGAGACACGUGGCUCUUCUUCCACGCCGACACAUUCGAAGCCGCCUUGCUACAAGCGCCAGAGAAGCACUGGUUCCUGAAGCGCUUGAAGCCCCCGCGGCUCGCGCCGACGGCCGAAGGCUACUACUACAACUUCCGCAACGAUGUGAUUGCAGAUGACCCUUCGCACAUCAUGUCGAAGGCGCACGAGCAGAAAGCCAUCGCAUUGCUGCAGAAGAACAUUCGUGGGGCCAUCACACGAAAGCGCAUCAAGCAAGAGCUGAAGGCUGCAAAGAUCAUCCAGAAGAGCAAGAGAAUGUGGGACGUGCGCAAGGCAAAGACGGACACGUCAAGAAACCUGCAGCUCCUCAAGGGAUGGUACAUGCGCUACCAGGCCAAUGAGAAGCAGUCCAGGAUGCUCCACCACGUGACGCGAUUCCAAGCGGUGUGGAGAGGCUACAAGGUCCGGUGCGAGCACUACCAGACGAUGAAGGACAUCACCCGCUUCCAGGCAAAGUGGAAGGGCACACUGACCCGGCGACGGCAUCAGGUUCUGGUGAAGGCCGGCCUGACAAUCCAGCGGUACUAUCGCGGCAGGCUCUACGGCCGCAGGCCGAUGCGGGAAAUGAACGAGGCUGCCUCCAAGCUCCAAGCUAUGGCACGGGGAGUGGCUCUUCGCGACGCGCGGCGAGGGAAGGGCUGUGCUGCCGCCUACGUACAAGCCCAUUGGCGAGGAUACGAGGCUCGAAAGAUGACGGCAAGGAGAUUGGAAUCUGUCAUCAUGCUGCAGCGGAACUGGCGCAGGUUUCAGUCACAGCUGGACGUCAAGGUCAUCCUCUAUGACAGGAUGGAGACGGUAAGGCAGAGGUUCCUGGAGCUGAUCCGAUCCAAGUUGGAGGGCUCCGCCGCUGUCUUGAUCCAGAGAAACUGGCGCCGCCACUCGGAAUACCACCGAGUGGUCACGAUGAGGAAGACCAAAGCAGAGGCCGACAAGAAGAUCAGCACGCUGCUCACGGCCUUCUACACGGCAGCCUCUGAGAUUCGACACUACAUCCAUCCGUGGUGGCGGCACCUGCCUGCCGAGAUCCAGGAGGUGCUGUCUCAAGUCAAGGCCUCCAUGCAGCGGACCAUCGGCCUUGUGCAUGUGACUGGUAAGCUGGCGAACGAAGAGAUUGGCAAGCGAGGUCUGCGUGUCUCUGGGCAAGAGCACCUGCACUACGACAGUGACAAGCCUGAUCUGGUUUCCCACAUGCUGCUCUCGGUCACGCGGCAUCUGCUGAACCAGGUUCCUGCAGAGGCCUUUCCACCAACGGUGGAGUGGGCGUGCUACGCCAUGGCCCACCAAUCUGUGAAGUUCGCCCUCAGCCGCAGCUUCAUUGCCCGUGAGAUCAUCCCGGUUGGCAAAGAGAUACCAGCGCAUCCCGGUGAUUCACUGGCGACUCUUUGGGAGACAAGUGGGACGGUCAAGCACCAUCACGACUGGCUCAUCUCGCUGUCGGAAGAAAGCUUGCCCUGUCUGGUGCUGAACACGCUGCCAGCCAGCCAUCGCCACGUUUACCUGACGGCAGAGGUCUUGGUGACCAUGCGUCAAGCGCUUGAGUCCCCGACGAUCUCCACAGAAGAUCACCUGCGCUUCCAAGGGCUGGAUGCCACCGCUGGUGCCCAGAUGAUGGAGGUCUUGAGCAGCGAGCUUGACCACCGAUUGCCACACGAUUGGACGCAGCAGCAUGGCACAGUGGCAGCACUGGCGAUUGUGCUCAGCAACCACAUGAAGGACUUCUCCGCAGAGAAGGACAAGGAUGGGAAGCCUGUGACCAAAGCAAAGGCAAAGUCGAAGUCCAAGGCCGAUCCCAAGGCCAGAGGUGCCGUCAAGCGAAACCAGGGAAGGAUGAGCACGGGUCUGGAUGUUCCAAGAGAUGGCGGUGACUCCAUGUCUGUGGCUACAACCACGCCCGGGGCGUCGCCAACAUCACCCUUUUCCACACCGUUGCCGGAAGGUGGGGCGCUGUCUCACUUUACCCGCGCCGCGACAAUGCGGGUCCUUCAGCAGGUUGGGUACUUCAUGCGGGGCCAGGAGGAAGCCAUGCAGAGCGUGCUGGCCAAAGGCUCGGCGGAUCCAGCCUCCCCGAAAGCUGGAGCAGGUAUGCGUGCCAACCGCUUCGUCUCCGUCACGGACAAAUUGUUCGAGAUGGCCGACAGGGCGAUGCAUGAUCAUUGUUCCUUCGUGCUUGCAGUUGUGCUGCUGCACAUGGUCCUCAGAGGGCUUCAUCUUCGUUUGCUGUAUCACCGAGCUGCUGUUUCAAUCCAGCAGAGAUACCGUUACAUCAAGUUGCGGGGGCAGAAGCAGAAUGCUAUUGCGCCCGCAAUGCGAAUUCAACGACAUUGGCGCGGACUGCGUGCGGCCUUGGGCAUAAUGCACAAGGACGACGCUGCAUGGAAGAUUCUCCGGAACUACAAGGCUUGGAAAUGGAACCUCCGAGCUGCCAAGCUCCUCAACGCUGUACUCCGAAUUCAGAGAGCAUGGCACAGUGCAGUGCACCGCAAGUGGAUCGCGCGCUGCCACAAGGCGGCUGCUUGCAUCCAGCGCCACGCCAGGGGCUUCGCGGUGCGGCUGAUGCUGGAUCCUGUGGGACGGCAGCUCACCGGCGAAUGCCAAGAUGCCAUCGAGGCCCUCGUCGCUGCCAGAAGUCACAUGUCAGAGACGCGGUGGUGGGCCAAAUCUGCCGUUCGGGCGGCAAAGGCUCGCGUCGACAUGGCGCGGCAUCGCCAGCGCAAUCUUGAUCGGAUCCUCAUGCAAGGCCUUGGGACACGGUCUGAUCAGGCCAGGCUCAUGGACAAGCAGCGGAGGCUGAGGUACAAAGGAGCACUGCAGCCCGCGCGGGAAUCGGUCUUCGAGCCUUUCAUUUUCGCCUUGGCGCGGCUGGAUGCAGUUGAGCCCCGGUAUGGUGCGAAGCGCUCGCCCGUCAUGGAAGAGGUAGACAAGGCUCGGAAGCAUCUCAUCAGGUGGUUGCCUGCCGCUCCGCCGCCGCUACCGCACAUAGCUGCUAGACGGGGCCGCCGUGCAGUUCUGGCACGGCGCCUGGCAAAGAAGGCGCGGCAUGCGCGGCCGGUGCAUGAGCCCGACCUGGCGGAGGAGGAGGAGGAUGACAGUGGGCAGCUGAUCGUACGACAGGAUGGUGCGGAGCUGGACGACGACGAGUUCCAGCACUGGAAGCAGCGCCUGUUCGCCGUGGCACCGUACCGUGCCGCUCCGUGA
This is a messenger RNA of Symbiodinium natans, 4713 nucleotides long. The record is from the annotation of a GenBank genome assembly. Lineage: Eukaryota; Dinophyceae; Suessiales; Symbiodiniaceae.